Vigna unguiculata (cowpea) is the source of this 1083-nucleotide messenger RNA. RefSeq lists its product as uncharacterized. The record is from RefSeq and is a predicted model, not a curated record. NCBI's taxonomy places the organism in Eukaryota, Viridiplantae, Streptophyta, Magnoliopsida, Fabales, Fabaceae.
AUGGCCACCUCAGACAUCGUCCAAGGAAAAUGGAACCCUAUCCAAGAAGAGGAAGAGGAAGAUCAAGAUCAAGAAGAAGAAGAAGCAUUGUCACUUUCCGAUCUUCCAAUCAACCUCAACGACCAACCGAGACACCAAGAACAAGGCUCUGCUGUCAACCAAGCAACGCAAGAGGAAUUCAAUUUCCGCUCCUGCGGUGCUCCCUUCUCCAAACAACCCGAAAUGUGUGUGGCGGAUGAAGUUUUCUUCAAAGGCCAAAUCCUCCCAUUGCGUGUCUCGUUCAGCUCCGAGGCUGGGUUAUUAGCCACACUAUCACAAUCUCAACCACAUUAUGGUAAGCACUUUAUCAACGAAUCCUUGGAUUUUCCGAGUAACAGUAGCAGUAGCAGCAGCAGAAGCAGUAGUCUUAGAAGUCAAAACUCAUCAACCAGCACCACUAGCUCCAGUACCAUCACCACCACAAAAACUGUUACUACAGUACCUCUGAGAACAAAGCCCAGAAUUCGAAACCAGUUUCACAUGCACCCAAGUCCAAAGCCUCAGUUAAGGGCACCCACCCCAACACAAUUGUCAAGCCUGGGUAACCCAGGUAGAAAAUCAACGUCAGCAUGGGGAAUUUUCCGUCUGGGUGUGGUCCCUGCUCCCGAGAUAGAAUUGCAAGACCUGAAGGUUCGCAACAGAUCAAACUGUGUCAGUCGCAACAGUAGUAGCAACAGCAGCAGCAACAACAGUGCGAAAAGUGUGAAGAGGAGUAACAGGAAGAAGGGCAAUGAUGGUGUUUUGAAACAGUUAGUGGGCAAAGGCGGUGGUCUAUUGAGUGGUUGUGAUUGUUCAUUCCAAACAGUGCAACCGAACAACAUGGUCAUGAUAAAAGGUGGUAACGGUGGUGGUAAAAGUAGCAACAAGACAGAAAGUACAGGGCACGCCGCGAAAGAAAAAGUGGUAGAGUUGAAGAAGCAGAGGCAAAAGCAGGGAAAGAAGGUUACGUCACGUCGUCGAACGUUUGAAUGGAUAAAGGAGCUUCAUGCAAGUCACCCUGGUGAUGAUGAUGACGAAGAAGAGGCUUUGUUAUCAAACGCAUGA